Colius striatus (speckled mousebird) is the source of this 1514-nucleotide messenger RNA. RefSeq names its product dehydrogenase/reductase X-linked (gene DHRSX). The coding region runs from base 198 to 1256 and encodes 352 amino acids. The transcript has 8 exons. NCBI's taxonomy places the organism in Eukaryota, Metazoa, Chordata, Aves, Coliiformes, Coliidae. The record is from RefSeq and is a predicted model, not a curated record.
GGAGCCGCAGCGCGUCCGGGCGCUGCUGUGACAGCGGCGGCGCUUUCCCUUCCGCCUGGUGGGGACCACGCCGCGCUGCGCCCCUCCCGGCCCAGCCCGGCCCGGCGGCGAGAUACUGUGCCAGGCGCAGGCCGGCCACUCUUCCAGCUCCCUGCCCGCCGAGCCUCGAGCCCGCCGUUGCGGGGCGGGAGGCGGCCAUGUCGCUAUUGUCUGCGCUGGUGCCCUUGCUCCGGGUGUACCGCAUCGGCCUCCUCGUCAUCCUGCAUCAGCUGCGCCGCCGCCUCCGCUUGCGCUGCCCCCCGGCGACGGUUUCGCCUCAGACUUCGGCCCAGAGCCGCGCAGGCUCAGCCUCCCUCAGCCCAGUUUUCCCUACACAAAAUGGAAAGGUUGCUAUAGUGACUGGAGGUGCUAAAGGAAUUGGUUACCAAACUGUGAAGCAUUUGGCAAGACUUGGCAUGCACGUUAUAAUAGCUGGAAACAGUGAGAGUGAGGGCCAAGAGGCAGUGAGGAAAAUACAAGAGGAAUCUUUGACUGGAAAAGUGGAGUUUUUAUACUGUGAUUUGGCUUCCAUGAAGUCUAUACGGCAAUUUGUGCAGCAGUUUAAAGCAAAGAGUUGUCCACUCCAUGUCCUAGUGAAUAAUGCUGGGGUGAUGCUGGUCCCUGAAAGGAAGACAGAGGAUGGAUUUGAGGAGCACUUCGGCUUGAACUACUUGGGACACUUCCUGUUGACUAACCUCCUCUUGGAUACGCUGAAGCAAUCAGGAACGCACAGUCACAACGCUAGGAUCAUCACUGUCUCAUCAGCCACCCAUUAUGUAGGCAAAUUGCACCUGAACGACUUACAAAGCAGAUGUUCGUAUUCACCCCAUGGAGCCUAUGCCCAAAGCAAACUUGCCCUUGUGUUGUUUACCUAUCGACUACAGCAUCUUCUGACUGAAAACGGAAGCCACGUGACUGCUAAUGUAGUAGACCCCGGAGUAGUGAAUACUGAUCUCUACAAGCAUGUCUUUUGGGUUAUAAAAGCAGCCAAAUGGAUGACAGCCUGGCUAUUUUUCAAGACUUCAGAGGAAGGAGCCUCUACAUCCAUCUAUGCAGCAGUAUCGCCUGAGAUGGAAGGAGCUGGCGGCUGCUACCUUUACAAUGAGGAAAGGACAAAAUCAGCUGACGUAGCGUAUGAUGAGGAGCUGCAGAGAAGGCUCUGGACAGAAAGCUGCAAGAUGGUUGGGAUUUCUGAUGAAUCCAGAAGAGUUCCCUAGAAGAAGCCACUUCCAGCGAGUAAAUGAAAUGCAUUGACAAGCGUCUUAGGUGAAUUCUUGCAGCAUCAGCCAUCAUCUUGGAAAUCACUGUUCAGUCUCAAAGGCAAACGUGAACAGCUCUGCUCUUCACUUGAACCCCUUGUCAGCUAGGGUGUGGGGGGAAUAUUCCCAGAGAAAGAUGUAUUGGUUGGUUUUAAAUCUAACCAUCAGUUUUGUAAAUCAUGAUGUUUCAGUCUGUGAUUAAAAUACAAUCUUUAA